Messenger RNA from Zingiber officinale, 870 nucleotides. RefSeq names its product proline-rich protein 36-like. The coding region runs from base 1 to 870 and encodes 289 amino acids. Lineage: Eukaryota; Viridiplantae; Streptophyta; Magnoliopsida; Zingiberales; Zingiberaceae. The record is from RefSeq and is a predicted model, not a curated record. The transcript has a single exon.
AUGGCAGUGAAAAAAACAUCUACUAAGUUUAAGGUUUCCACGUUGAACAAUCAGAAGCUGAGUUCCAUCUGUGUCUUUACUAAUCCAACUGGUUCCCAAAAAAGACAGUUGAUGUGGAAAAACAAAUGGCAUUUCCUUCUCCAAUUUGAUCAAAGACAACAUUUACUAGAUUGCAAGUUCAACCCGAGAGUCCUUGGUGACCAGUUCAACAUGCCACGCCUGAUCGAGCUUUCAAAAGAACACCAGAAUUGUCCUCGAAUAUUGCAUGCUGUAAUACAUGGCCCCAUCAUCUUACCUCUUCCAAUGCCAUUGUCAAAUGCCAACACUCCCUUUUUAUCCACUCACGAGCUGCCAUCCGUCGAGGCUUCUCUCUCUCUCUCGACAUCUCAGACGCUCACACUGCCUUCAUCGAGGGCUUCACUGUCCUAUCUAGUCGACCCCUUGUCUCCACGCCGCUUCCCUCAACCUCCCUCGCCUCCCCCAUUACAAUGUUGUCAUCUCCCUGGCUCCCUCGUAGCCUCCUAUCCUCCCUCACCGCCGUCCAGCCGGAUCUCCACCCUCACCACUAUCCAUAAACCUCCGCUGCCACCUCUAGCGGCACACCCUGACAGUGCUCCGCCGCCACCUCUAGCCGCAUGCCUUGACAGUGCUCCGCCGCCGGCCACGCCUCUCCAACACUCUCUCCCCUUCCACCUCGAGGCUGCCAUCUCCGGGACUCCAUGCAUCGCCCCCACUGCCAUCGAAGCACAUCGCUCCCUCCUCCGUCUUCGGACGCCACAUUCCUCGCUGACCUCUGCGGCAUCACAAGUGAUGCCACCUUCACCGCAGACCUCCUCGCUCCACAUUAGCCCUCUGUCGGCUGAUCUCUAG